AGUGAAAAUAUGGCAUUAUCUAAAAGCUCAGACGAGCAUGUACAUUCUUUGAUGAAAACAGAACCUGCUCAAAUAGAUAAUAUACUUCUUUUUGUGAAAGAUGUUGCAUCUCAAAAUUCUUCUAAUGAAAGUGAUCUUGAAGAGCAAGUAGAUGUGUCAUUUGAAACUUAG
Molecule: messenger RNA, 171 nt
Organism: Dentiscutata heterogama
Lineage: Eukaryota; Fungi; Glomeromycota; Glomeromycetes; Diversisporales; Gigasporaceae
Source: the annotation of a GenBank genome assembly